Clonostachys byssicola is the source of this 408-nucleotide messenger RNA. The record is from the annotation of a GenBank genome assembly. Lineage: Eukaryota; Fungi; Ascomycota; Sordariomycetes; Hypocreales; Bionectriaceae.
AUGGCAAAGAAAUUAAAGUCAAAGGUCAGUCAGAUGCUCGGCAAACCCAAGUAUGACAAGGCGAGUCUGGCAGAUCUGGUAAUGGCUGUUUCCAAACAGACAGGGAAAGAUCUCUCACAACUGGAAAACGUGCAUCUCAAAGACAUAACGGAGCAACAGACUGCAGCCCGUAUCAACGAAGUUAAGAACGGCAGGGAGAAGGAAGAGACUGUUUUAUAUCCCAACGAAGAGUCAGGGGACUUUGAGAAGAUUCACGACUCAAAUUGGGGCAAAUCAGUUCACAGGAUCGUUGACAGAAUGGGCAAUAAAGAGAUCGAGAGCAUUGCCAUCCCACCAUUCACUGUCGCUCAGAUACAUCCUCACUUGAAUUUUAAGCUUGCCGACCGGCCAGCCAAAGAGGCUAAGUGA